This is a messenger RNA of Arachis ipaensis, 552 nucleotides long. The record is from RefSeq and is a predicted model, not a curated record. Lineage: Eukaryota; Viridiplantae; Streptophyta; Magnoliopsida; Fabales; Fabaceae.
AUGGAUGGCACUGCUUUGGAUAAUCCCACUCUCUACAGACAAUUGGUUGGUGGUCUUGUCUAUCUAACUGUUACUCGACCAGAGAUUGCUUAUCUUGUUCAUGUUGUUAGCCAUUUCUUAUUAGCACCCCACACUACUCAUUAUGCUGUUAUUCUUUGGAUUCUUAUAGGUACUAUUUUUCAAGGUCUUUAUUUUUUCACACAAUCUUCUUCAAUACUUCAAGCACAUGCUGAUGCUGAUUGGGCUGGAGACCCCACUGAUUGCCAUUUUACUAUUGAUUACUAUAUUUUUCUUGGUGACUCUCUUGUCUCCUGGCGUGCCAAGAAACAAACUUUUAUAGCUCAAUCAAGCAUUGAAGCAGAAUAUCGUGCUCUGAUUGACCCUUCUACUAAGGUCAUUGCAAUUUGUUGGAUUCUUGAAGAUUUGGGGACUACUCAAUCUUUUUCUACUAAUCUCUAUUGUGAUAAUGGAAGUUCUAUUCAUAUUGUCCAUAAUAAUAUCUUUCAUGAGCAAACCAAAUACAUUGAGAAUGAUUGUCAUUUUGUACAAUAA